Stylophora pistillata is the source of this 1956-nucleotide messenger RNA. RefSeq names its product N-sulfoglucosamine sulfohydrolase. Gene Ontology annotation, biological process: glycosaminoglycan catabolic process; heparan sulfate proteoglycan catabolic process. NCBI's taxonomy places the organism in Eukaryota, Metazoa, Cnidaria, Anthozoa, Scleractinia, Pocilloporidae. The record is from RefSeq and is a predicted model, not a curated record. Gene Ontology annotation, molecular function: N-sulfoglucosamine sulfohydrolase activity.
UUUUUCGAUGCAGCUUCGAGGCGACAUCCUGUAAACAGAUUCCUCAAAAAUGUACCAACGACAGGUCAUUUUAUAUGUAUAUCUGAUAGUUUUGUCUUUUAGAUCGUCUUCUAAAGCGGAUAAAGUUGAUAAAAGAAGGAAUGUUUUGGUUUUCAUCGGAGACGAUGCCGGCUUCGAAACACAGGUUUACAACAACACGGUUUGCAAGACCCCCAACAUCAACGCAUUAGCAAAGCGUAGUGUAAUUUUCAGAAAUGGGUACACUUCUGUGAGUAGCUGCUCUCCAAGCAGGUCAACGAUAUUAACAGGUCUUCCACAGCACCAGAAUGGUAUGUAUGGCCUCCAUCAUAUGUACCAUCACUUCAACUCAUUUGAUGAAGUCCAGAGCCUUCCCAUGAUAUUAAAUAAGGAGAAAGUGCGGACAGGAAUCAUUGGCAAGAAACAUGUGGGACCUGACUUGGUGUAUCCAUUUGAAUUUGCUUUUGAUGAAGAGAACUGUGAGUUACUUCAAUGUGGCCGCAACAUCACCCAUAUGAAGGACCUUGCCAGAACGUUUUUUCAAGGCUCACAAAAUGAUUCGCGGCCAUUCUUUUUGUACAUUGGGUUUUUUGAUCCCCAUCGUUGUGCUGGAAAUAAGUAUGGGCCAUUUUGUGAGAAGUUUGGGAACGGGGAGCCAGGGAUGGGUGUCAUUCCCGACUGGAAGCCCCUCCACUACUCCCCUGAGGAGGUGGUUGUCCCAUAUUUUAUACAAGACACUCCAGCAGCCAGGGAAGAGAUCACCAAGCAGUACACCACAAUUAGCCGUCUUGAUCAGGGCAUAGGACUCAUCUUGGAGGAGCUUCGUCAGGCAGGCUUUGAAGAGAACACUCUAGUCAUAUUUAGCUCAGAUAACGGGAUCCCUUUUCCUGGCGCUAAGACGAACCUGUAUCAUCCAGGCAUGGCAGAGCCCUACCUGGUUUCGUCCCCCUAUGCACCUGAACGUUGGGGCCAGAUAAGUGAUGCUAUGGUGAGCCUCCUGGAUAUAGUGCCCACUGUGUUGGAUUGGUUUGGGAUCGAGUACCCUAGUUAUAAGAUUUUUGGGCACAAUAAGGUGCAGCUUACAGGGACUUCUGUACUGCCCGUGUUGAAAAAAGAACCGACAUCAGGGUGGGACACAGCUUUUGCCAGUCACAAUAUGCACGAGAUGACUAUGUAUUACCCGAUGAGAGUCCUCCAGAAGAAGAAUCUUAAACUUGUCCAUAACCUGGCCUACAAGAUGCCAUAUCCCAUCGCCUUGGAUAUUUUUACGUCCGACACCUUCGCAGACCUUUUGAACCGCACCCGACGGGGGGUGCCGACGGGAUGGUAUCGCACACUCGAUCAGUAUUACUACCGGACACAAUGGGAACUCUACGAUUUGAACACUGAUCCAAAAGAGCUGAAAAACCUGAUUGACACACCCUCUUAUCAGGAUGUGUUUAAAGAGCUACGUCAGGAACUAUUGAUCUGGCAGAAGAACACUGACGAUAUUUGGAUUUGUUCACCCCAAGGAGUCCUGGUGGAGGGAAGUUGUGAGCCCAUGGACAAUGACGUUUAGGUACGAGGCCUAUCCUAUUAAUAGUUGGCCUAAAUAUUCCGUAUCCCGUUAAUUCCUGUGGUUUUUAUCCCUAUAAUUUCAGCCCAAUUUCUCGGCCGAAAUCUCUGUUUAAAAUUUCAAACAAUUGAACCCUCGCCUCACAGAACUCUUAAUUAAUAUAUAUGUACUGAAGAAUAUUUCUUACUUUCCAUAAUUGUUCAAUUUUAUGAUUGAAAAAUUGGCGUUUGUGGAUUCCCAAGAAAUGAAAGUUUAUCUUGUAAAUCUAUAUUUCAAAAACGUGAUGUUAUAUCAGUCUAAUAUAUUGUAAUGUCACAGUACAAUCAAUAUUGUAUUGUAAUAGUUUAAUCGAUUUCCCAUAUUACAGUUGAACUUCAAAAUUA